Molecule: messenger RNA, 1233 nt
Organism: Pocillopora verrucosa
Lineage: Eukaryota; Metazoa; Cnidaria; Anthozoa; Scleractinia; Pocilloporidae
Source: RefSeq, a predicted model, not a curated record
UAACUGAUAAUCAUUAAGAGAAAUGAUCAGCAAAAAGAGUCCGGUGUACCAUGGGAUUACUAAUCAUGGAACAGGAUCAAAAACUUCCUUUAACUAAUCGGCUUUUACGGGUGAAAACAAAAUACAGUAAAUUGAUGGUGAUCUUCAGAUGCUUUGUCCUCAAUACAAAUAGUUUUCCAUAUUUGGAGAAGAGGGGAGAGAGAGCUAAAUUUAACCAAAGAUAAAAAAGCAAGAAUGUGUUCCUCGUGCCUAACCUUAACACAAGUUGUAAAAAUACCCGCGCUAAUUGUGGUCGACAGGAAAUCCCAUACUAAGUGCAAAUAAAUUAGAAGACACCUAUCAAUCGUCAAGUACUUAUCGCAAAUCACCAUUGGUAUGUUAACAUGUAGCUCUAUAGACUCAACAGUUUACAGUGAAGGCGAUGUCAAGUACAUCACAAUUAAAGCUUUUCAGAGGAUAUCACUGGACAACGUUAAAAUAACAUCUCGAGUUAUCUUGAUCCGUGUCACUGCCAGGAUUACGUUACAACAUGUGAUUUCACAAUGCGUGCUUCCGAGUCGUAGCAUGAGUGGGUAUAAAAACGGGUGCAGGGCGUGCAUAACAACUAGUGCGUUGGCCAGCGAUAACAGAGAAGAAGGCAAGAGACGAGCAAACAGCAAUCAGAAAACAACGACAGAUUCUCUCAAGUGAAGCAAGGUAUAACUCUAACUGCUUUUGGUGCAACCUUGAAAACUGGUGAACAAACGACAAUUACAGGAUGAAACUGGGAACUUUCAUUGCCUUUAGUGGAUUCUUGAUAACACAGAUAAUGUUUGUGGAUGCAAGGCCUAGACUGCCGAGCAAAUUGAAAAAGGAAAAAACGGAGGUCUUUUCAACAAGUAAGCCAGCAAGUGAAGAAAAUCAAUUUGAAGAAGGCUGGACUUUAGCUACCUUGUUCGGCAUGGGAGAACAUGACUCAGGUGAAAGCAGCCAGAGACCAAUAUCUUCAAGCCCUUUGCUAACUAGCCCUGCAGAUGCACCCAGAUCUGGUGGAGAACAAGAUGCUCACUCUGACAGCUCUGUGAAUGACACUGAUCAUCAGCAGAAAAAUAAAGGAAGAAAAAGAGUGCGAAGGCGUUGUCGUCCUGGUUAUAUCCAUCAAUGUCUGCCGACCAAAAAACCAAAACUGACUAAAAAACCAAAACUUCCCAAAAGAGCUCGUCACUGAUUUCGUUCCAAAUUUCAUAAAUGUUU